Molecule: messenger RNA, 1929 nt
Organism: Caenorhabditis briggsae
Lineage: Eukaryota; Metazoa; Nematoda; Chromadorea; Rhabditida; Rhabditidae
Exons: 11
Coding region: 1-1929 (642 amino acids)
Source: RefSeq, a predicted model, not a curated record
AUGCAAGCCUCUACAAACGUUCUUUUGGAAGGAAUUGUUGAGUGUAGUGUGAAUCCGGCCACGACAUUAUGGAAUUCGUUAUAUCCUCUUAUCAAAACCGAUUGUUACGAAGUAAAAGGAUCUGUCAGAAAUAUGCACUUUAAGUUGUUUUGUGCUACAUUAUCUGCUGAUCGACCUGCAAAACGGAGUUUCCUUGGAUUAAGAAGUCAUCAGUCGUCAAAGUCCUGCGCUUACUGUGUGUCUGACGGUACUUUUUUCAAACUCGGCGGGGAUUUUCGCGAAAAGCUUGGCAGGGAACAAACUUUCAAAGAUAGUCUAGAAGGUGUUAAUGGGUUCAAUGAUGUGGCUUCUCACUUCUUACAAUUGUUCCUCCCAUAUGAGACUCCGGUUGAUGUUCUCCACAAUUUCGCCGAAGGGAUUUUUGACAGAAUUCAUAAAGGUGCAGAAACUUAUCAUAUUUUAUGUUGUCAUAUUAUUCUAGAAUUGUUUCCAAAGCGAGGAUUUAUGUCUAAAUCGGAUUUAUUCUAUGUCAAUGAUCAAGAUGAAUUACUGGAAGAACUCGCUAAAGUUGUCGUCCCCUCAAGUUACCAGAAUAUAAGCAAAAGACGGAACGCAACAGAUAAGCUUAAUUAUUUUUGUCUGAUGCUCUGUUCUCUUGCUAUAGUUUCUGACCUAUUAUCACCAGAGGCUCGGAUUGUUUUAAUAGGAUUAUCACUUCUUGUGAACCGAAUCUACACUGGAGUGGAGGUCAGUGAGAUUUCGAAGAAGACGGUGUCAUCUCAUCGUAAUGCCGAGUCUCUAUCAGAAUCAGAUGACGAUUUUCACGAGCCCCUAAAAAAGAAAAUCAAAAAUGAGCCGCUAUCGACUGCGAGGAUUCCACAGGCACAUCUAUAUCAUAAAACUGAAAAGAAGAAUGGAAUCGUUUUUGAAACGGAAAUUGGAAAAGAUGCGGCGAUGGAUGAAUCUUUUAAACAUUCACAAUUUGAACCAUCUUACAUAAAAAAUAUGAAAAACGAGAAAACAAGGAGAGAAAGAGAACGACAUAACAGCUCUAUAAAAUCCGAUGCUAUCGAGUUUCCGGGAUCCCCGAGUUAUGAGGCGUCAACUAAUAAGAAAUGGAAUCCGAUUUCCUUUGGUCGAAUGUACAUGUAUGAUUCCAUACAAGGUGUACCUCUGUGCAAGGCUAAUAUCGAAGUAGCAACGAAAAAAUUAAUAAAGCACAAGAAGCCGUUCGAUUCUUCUGAAUUUCUAGAAAUAGCAUCAGAAUUUCACGGAAAUUCGCCUCUUCUGGAAAGUUUAUCCAUCGGACUCGCAGUAAUGACUGAAGCGUUCAACUCUGGAUGCAGCAACUCAAAUAAAAAUGCAGGGUCUUCAAGUUUGAAACCAUUCAUUAUCAGAAAUAUCGGAUUCAAUUUAACUAGUGCCAAAAGAAACGAAUCGCUCAUUUCACUUCCUUCUGGAUGCCAGUUCUACAUGUCUCAGGUUCUCAGCAAUUACGAAGCUAGCAAUUUUACAUCAUCAGAGUAUAAAACUCAUGGGAAAUCGAUCAUUCGACGAGUAUUCAGUGUUGUUUCUAAGAAAGACCCAUUCUUCCCAGCCUAUAGUGCCUCUGAAAAUAGCCAUGCGUAUUGUUCAUUGGGAUCCACUUUUUUCACAAAAGUUACAAAUUUCCUGAUCAACGGAUUCAAUCAAGAACAUAGUGAUGAAGUUGAGAUCUACACUAUCCGAAUGUGCAGAGACGCUGUAGGCAAUCUUAUAGAUCGGGUCCGGAGACAAUUCGUUGUUCUUCAUCCAGAGACCAAUGCCGAGCAGCUCGCAAUUGAGCUAAAGUCUUUGCUCGCAAAACACGGAAAUGUCCCAAAUACAAUCGAAUUCUAUCCGGAACAUGAUGAGUACGACCUAGCAUCGACGUCUUCUGGAAAUUAUUGA